UUCAUAGCUAGUUUCCAGAAUGUCUUAAAUGAAAACGACGAUGGACGUCCCAAUGCAAGAUACUCAUGCAACCAAGAAGAAACGAUUCCUUGAAACAACCAUAAGUCAAACUGUCCGUUUUUUUGUAAAACACUGCCAACGUUCGAAAAGCCGUUCCUCAAAAAUUGUUUUUCCUUCCAAGACAAGCACUUGCAAAAAGUUUGAACCCAAAGGAAUCGUUUCUGGGCUAUAUUACGUUUGAUGAAGAACCACAAACUCGUUCACUGGAAAGGUUCUUGGAAAGCACUUGGAUAAAAAGACCUCUUAUUACUCUUUUGCUAAAUAACACAAAGUUGCUAAAGUUGAUACCUAGUGGUGGUGGCAAACCCAUAGCCCUCCCUCUGAUAUUACUCAAUAAGUGGUUUCCAGUGUUCAAAGUCCCGUUCCUAGAUUAUAGAGUGAAACCAAGUUGCUCGAGUCUGAAGACUUUGAAAGUUUUAACGAAGAAAUGAUAAGGUUGUUUAUGCCAUCGUGUUACGUUGCGUCGACUAGUAAAGAGAGCUGUUAGUGAAGCGCGGACGAUUGGAAACAGUUUCAAGUGAAUAACUUUAUUGCGAAAGUGGAAACGCUGUUAACUAUGCAUGAUGACAAGUUUUCAUAUGUUUCGGUCUCUCUUGACUUUGAUUGGAGGUUUUUCAAAGUUUGCCAAGAUCCAGUGGACUAGUCUUCCAAGUUACUUUCUAUUUUGUUUGUUUCUAUUGUUUGAUUGGAAUGGGAGUCCACUUUUUGUUUUGGAUAACUGUACAAGAAAACCGGUAUUGGUUGCUACGACGAAUGAAAUGACCAUAUCAUAGAAAAAGUUUUUCUCAUGAGUUGUUUUCCAUUUUCAUCAAGUAACGACAGUCAUGAAUACAUUUAUUAUUUUUGUUGUU
Molecule: messenger RNA, 911 nt
Organism: Galdieria sulphuraria
Lineage: Eukaryota; Rhodophyta; Bangiophyceae; Galdieriales; Galdieriaceae
Exons: 1
Coding region: 29-241 (70 amino acids)
Source: RefSeq, a predicted model, not a curated record